This is a messenger RNA of Hippoglossus stenolepis (Pacific halibut), 1970 nucleotides long. RefSeq names its product MAX dimerization protein 3 (gene mxd3). Bases 132 to 731 code for a protein of 199 amino acids. Gene Ontology annotation, biological process: regulation of transcription by RNA polymerase II. Gene Ontology annotation, molecular function: DNA-binding transcription factor activity, RNA polymerase II-specific; protein dimerization activity; RNA polymerase II cis-regulatory region sequence-specific DNA binding. The record is from RefSeq and is a predicted model, not a curated record. Lineage: Eukaryota; Metazoa; Chordata; Actinopteri; Pleuronectiformes; Pleuronectidae. The transcript is spliced from 6 exons.
UUUGGGCUGUGUGGGUUGUGGACGUAGCACAGACACAGCUUCAUCUGCUCCAGGCUGCAGACUUCAGAGCCGCAGGAACGUUGUUUAACCCGGUUUACUGCUUAUUUACCUCGAAAACAACAACAACAACAAUGGAAGGACACAUGUGCAACAUCCAGGUGCUGCUCCGGGCCGCCGAGUUCCUGGAGAGGAGGGAGAGAGAAGCAGAACAUGGAUAUGCCUCAGUCCUGCCUCUCAGCCCAGGUCACUCCGAUAGGAAGAGCAAACAGAAGAGCAGGAAGAUAUCUGCUGGUGGCAAUAGGUCGGUUCACAAUGAGCUGGAAAAAAACAGACGAGCUCAGCUGAAGCACUGCCUGGACCAGCUCAAGGAACAAGUCCCCCUCUCGUCCGACUCCGUGAGGAACACCACCCUCAACCUGCUGAGACGAGCCCAGCUCCACAUAAAGAAGCUGCAGGACCAGGACGAGCGUGCGGAGCAGAUGAAGGGUCGCCUGCGCUGGGAGCAGAGGGAGCUGCGGGUGCGGCUGGAGCAGCUGCAGAGGGGCACGGAGAGGAUCAGGAACAACAGCCAGGGGUCGACCAUGUCGUCCGAGAGGUCGGACUCCGACAGAGAGGACGUGGAGGUUGACGUGGAGAGCAUUGUGUUUGACUGUGUGGACCCUGACGGACUGAGCAUUACACAGGCUGACGCAGACCACUGUUACUCCAGCAUGGACAAAGCCUGGCUAUGACGGCAGUUAACCUUCUGUCGCUUAACUUGCUGUCACCAGAUCGAAGAGGAGAAGACAUGAAAACAUUCCAAAAAUCAAGCAAAUGGAGGACGAGGGAUGAUGGGAAGAGACGUUACUGUACAGCUGAACACUUUUGUUUUCUUUUUAAACAGGAGGAGCAACUUUCCCCCUCAAAUGAUGUCAGACUACAAGCUAAACAAUAAUGUCGGUUAUGAAUGAGCUAUGUCCAUUUGCACUGAAUAGCAGUAUAAAUCACUGGGCUGGAUGUAACAUUGAGCAUAUACAGUAUAUUUUUUGGCAUCAACCACUGAUGGCAUUUGAUUUUGAUUUUCAAAGCCAUGAGGUGUUUGUUACCCACAAGGAUUCAAACAGUUUAUUCAUCUUUUUAAGGGCUUUUCCAAACCCAGCUAAGGGCUUUUUAUUCAAAACUCUUAACUUAUUCUUAACUCCACUAUGUCUGUCCAGAAUUCUGCCUUAAAUCAGAUUUGGUCUAGUAUUCUAUACAGCUUCUCUUUAGCACUAAGUUUAUAUUUCAGUAAAGACAUGGGUAGCAUGCACUUAAACAUUAAUCUGGGCUAUGUUUUGUAUUAUUGUCCGACUAUGUUACGUUCAGUCAUUGUAUUGUUUUUUUCUUUCUUCUGUUGCACAAAACGUUCACACGUUGCACUUGUUUUUAUCUCAGAAAGAUUGUGGUUAUAUCCAACAGGAAAACAGUGGGGAGACAUUGACUGGUCAUAUUUGCACAAUGAUAUCCGGCAGUUAACUCAACCAUGCAGAAUUUUAAUUUGGUGUAUUUUUUUACUACACGACUCUGUGUUGAAGUGCGAGAACUCCCUGUGUGAAAGAGACACUGUGAGCAUUAAGGUGGCUCUUUGCACACAUCUAAUGACAGUCACUGUUUGAUUCACUGCUAAUAAUAACUGAUGUUUCUGUUUUCACGACUGUACACUUCGCUGCUUGUGCAUUUUGUCAUUUAGAAUGUUGACUAUGCAUGCAACAAGUACACCACUCAGGCAGGUAGUUUCCACUUGUAAUGAUUACAAGUAUCUAUUCUAUUCAUUGCUAUAUAUUUAAUAAUUGAAGGUGCUUUUUCUUCCCUUCACUUGUGUAUAUGCAAGAUGCCUUAUUAGCUUUUAAUAGUAUGUAUGAAUUCAUCAGUCUCUCCGCCCAGUAAUAAUAUGUAGCAUUUUGUACUGGUGUAAUCUUUUUAUUUUUAUGAAUAAAUAUUUUCUAUAUUUA